AUGAAACCCCACUUCCACGCUGGCCCCACACACGGCCACGCAGGGCAAGAGGGGCUGUCGCAGAUCGCGGAUCUUCCUGCUGCGCCCAUGAAUGUCCACGCAGGCACGAACAUCUCUUACUUCGGGGACCUGCUGAUGAACCAGGCUUGCGAUGAUAUCACGGACAGCGACGGGAAAAAAGUCGGUGUCCUCACUGACUGGAAGGACGCCCAUGGGCAACCGUGCCGUUUGGACGUGGUCAAGGACCUUGCCACGAAGUCCAAUUUCAGUGGCCUCCCUCCACCGUUCAACCUCAAGAGCCAGCCUGGUGGGCCGUACGUCAUGCAGAUUUUCGUCUUGGGCACUGGCGAUGGCAAAGUGCACAUGUUCAAGGACGUUGGCCUGAAGGGCCAGUUCCUGAAGAUGGCCAACUGCGAGCCCAUGUGUCAUGGUACGGGCGCCGUGUAUCAGUAUGGGAACCAGUACAGAGCAGGCCGCAAUGCGAUCUGUUACCUCCUGGAGAAACUCGGCGGCCUACAGAUUCGCUUCUCCACGCUGACCGCCACGGCAAAGCCUGCCAAGCGCGCGACCGAGUGGGAUAAGAAGCAGGACGGGUACCGCUACAUCGAGAAGAAGGGCCCGAAGAGCAACAACCGCAGUCAGUUCAUGGAGUUCGCGGACAAGGACAGCAGGGCCGAGGAACACGGAGACCAACGACCAGCAGUCAAAAUCUACGGCUGGGAGGAGUCCCGCGUGGUCCAGGCGCUGCGGAACCACGCGAGCGGGCGCAUCAACGCCAAGCGCCUCUCUGUCUGGGUGCUCACGCUGAAAGACUUCGAGCCGUGGUUCAUCAACGAGGUGCUCGUGAAGAUCCUGCCAACUCUCCGCCGCAACGGCGUGCUCUGGAUCGGCAAGACCAGGGUGGGGAAGUCGACGGCGUCGAAGACACUUGCGCUCUUGAUGUCCAUGCUCGAGAUCGGUGCCCUUGAGGGCGAUGACAGGGAGGGCGCACCUGAGCCUUCAAUUGUCACCGCCAAGCACUUUGAUUUCUUCAAGGGCGAGCCCGUAGAGAGGGUGUUGCCCGCGGUGUUCGACGACGGGGACUUGCACAAGCAGGACGCGUCCGUGUUAAAGGCUUUCCUCAACCCGAGCGAGGAGGAUUCCACGCUGUGGGCGAGGUGGGGGUCCAGCACGUUCGCCCCAGGGGCGUCCCGCCAGGCCGUGAUCAACAGCUACGACAAUGCUCUGGAGAAGCGGAUGGUGGCAGACUGGCGCCAGGGGAAAUUAAUGGUGAUCACGAUCCAGCAGUUCAUGGCCCUCAUCGCGCCCUCCCUGAAGCAGAUCACGGAGGAAGAGGACAUGAAGGCCCUGCUCGCGAGGUCCCACGUCGUCGUGACCACGGACACGCGCGUGUAUUUCCGUUUGGCAUCCGAUGAGUUUCCAGAGGACGGCGUCGUGCCUUUCUACACAUACAGCAAGAAGUCAAAGCCUGACCUCUUCAACUACUCGCCCGAGGCGUGA
This is a messenger RNA of Prorocentrum cordatum, 1500 nucleotides long. Lineage: Eukaryota; Dinophyceae; Prorocentrales; Prorocentraceae. The record is from the annotation of a GenBank genome assembly.